Molecule: messenger RNA, 909 nt
Organism: Colletotrichum graminicola M1.001
Lineage: Eukaryota; Fungi; Ascomycota; Sordariomycetes; Glomerellales; Glomerellaceae
Exons: 1
Coding region: 1-909 (302 amino acids)
Source: RefSeq, a predicted model, not a curated record
AUGCAGUUCUUUAACACCGUCGCCCUGGCCUCCAGCCUCAUCAGUGCCGUCAAUGCCAUCGCCGCCCCGGCUCCCUCCCCGACCAAGUGCAAUGCCGACAACUGCCUGCGCCAGGUCAGGGCUUCAGCCUUCCCUACGCGCUCCGGCACCGCAGACUGCCAGGCCUUCCAGACCGUCACCUCGACAGUCGUCACGACCACCACCGUAGCUGCCGCUGCCGCUGCCGCCGGUAAGGUCAAGCGCGCCGUCGUCGACCCCAAUAUCAUGAUUACGCAACUUGCUAAGCGCGCCGCUCCUGCAAUCCCCACGUACGCCUCCGGCUGCUCUAACUCGGCCCAGUACGCCUCGGCCUGCUCUUGUGCCGGCGUCACUGCUUCGACCAAGACGGUCACCUCAACAGUUACCUCGACCUCUACCCCCGCCGCCGCCUGCCCUACCGGCACCUACGCCAUCCAGCAGCAGGGCAGCGCUGACGGCAACAUGAAUUACGGUGUCCUCGCAGAAGACACUUACAUCAGCGGCAACUCCUUCUGGGUCGACUUUACCCAGACCGUCGACCUCGCUGGCGCCUCCAAGUUUGACUUCGUCGCCGACUCAGCCAACCCUACCUUGUGCCGCCUUCGAUCAGUCACUAUUAGUUCUGCCAUCAGUCUCGUCACCGACCCCAACGGCCGAUUCAACCCUGCCCAUUUGUUCCGUAUCUCUGACCCAGCCGUAGUCAGUGCCAGUCGUUUCAGGAUGAGCCCCGUCUAUUGUGUUAAGGGCGCAGCCAACAAGCUCCAGUGCACCGCCGUCGAUUCUGCGGGCGUUGCUGCGCCCGAAAAUACCCUUUAUAACGACAUUGGCUUUCUCCGCAUUGGUACUGCUGAUCAGGCAACCUCGCAGUACUAUAUCCUCGUCACCGCUUAA